This is a messenger RNA of Trichoderma breve, 1626 nucleotides long. RefSeq lists its product as uncharacterized. NCBI's taxonomy places the organism in Eukaryota, Fungi, Ascomycota, Sordariomycetes, Hypocreales, Hypocreaceae. The transcript has 3 exons. The record is from RefSeq and is a predicted model, not a curated record. The coding region runs from base 1 to 1626 and encodes 541 amino acids.
AUGGAGGCACCCGCAACUUUCUCCUGGGUGAGUUACGACAACCACAGAGUCCCCCAGGAUCCCAAGUCGCGCACCUUGAUCCGUCGCCAUGCCAUGAAGAAUGUGGCCACCACGCGGAAACAAAGGAAAAAUUAUCGCGGGAAUGUCCUACAGUAUCCAGAGUCCGUGUUACGUGGAGAAGAUGAUCCAAGUCUUUGCCAUGGCUCCAAGGCCGCUGUAAAAGGAGGCAAAAGCCAGCCACGCAAGCAUAAGCCGACGAAAAAGAAGAAAGCAGUAGACGACGACACACAAACUACCAAGCAGCAAAUCGUACGCCUCCAUACUAUAUUUGUUAAUGACGUUGAACGGAAAAUGAAUGCCGAGUUUCCCAUCUUGGAACUGAUAGCGCCCUUAACAAGUCUGCAUCUCGGAUUCGCCAGCAUCUCUUGCUUCACCUCCAAUUCCGGACGGGCUGGAGAUGUGCUUUCUACGUCGCCACUGUCACAUCUUCAGAGCCGAAGGUUACUAUCUUAUUUGCCUAGUCGAUAUGGAAAGGUCGCUGCCUUGACUUACACCGUCGAUUGCCUUGUGGCAAGAUUGAAUCAGAUUACUCGGGUUUCGGUCGCGAACUGUGCUUCUGAGGAAGAAGAUGGGAUAGUCUUUUGUCACUACGCUAAGGCUCUGAAUGAGGUUCAGAAAGCAAUCGAUGAUGACGCACUACGAAUGUCUCAAGAGACGCUGUACGCCACAGAGCUGCUUGGAGUCUUUGAGCUUUUGAAUUCUCAACCACAGAUGAAUUCUUGGAUAUGUCAUGCUGGAGGCGCUGCCCGGCUGAUUCAGCUUCGGGGCCCCGAUAGGUUUCAAACAGACUUUGAACUGGCUUUGUUCAUGGCUCAUAUUGGUCCGAUAGUCACCGAAGCAUUCCUCAGCAAUAAACUCUGUUUCCUGGCCGAAGAGCCAUGGAAAAGAGUCCUUCGCGCCGCCAUUUGCAACGACCCAUCGAUCCCUUCGACACAGAGCGAGCUUAUGCAUGAAUUGUGGUCAAGUCUCGUCUAUGGGCCAAACAUAUUCAAACUGGUCACAGAUUUGGUGCUUGCACCCGUCGAGCCCCGGCCAUCCAUCAUUGAAACGACAAUCAAGCGCAUCCAGAGGGACCUCGAUCACUUGGACAUGUGGGCAGGCUUACUGCGACGACACAAAUCCGUGGCAGAGCGAAUUUGUUCGAAAGAUAGUCCUUUGAUGGCACCAAAGUUUGCUGCUCACUGGGACUCAUCAAGAAGGUACAUGCCGUGGCAAGUCUUGCUAGGUACUCAUACUAUGUGCAGUAUGCUAAAGAGGCGGCUACUGACUUCCCUUGCGCCAACUCGCUAUCCUCACAUUGAGUUGGAGUGUCAGUCACUGGCUAGACUGGCCAUGGGACUGGAUUCCGAUACUGCUACUCCAUGCAAGGAAAAUGACCUUCCAGGAGGACUGUUUAUGGCGCAAACUAUCUGGGUAGCCAGAGCUGUCGUCAAUACAAAGACUAUGUGGUGCGAAACUGCGACAGGAAUAAACAAAGCGGGAGUACAGGAUGGGCAGCAAAGAUCAAUGAUUGAGAAGUGGAAGUUUAGACUCUGGUGUAAAGAGCUCGGGAGAACAGGAAUGUAA